UGACCGCCGGCGACCGGCUAAGAUGGCGUCGUCUUGCGUCGAGCUCUUGGUGCUGACGCUGCUCUUGGCGCCGGUGCUGCUGUUGCUGCUGCGGCUGCUCGGCGCGCGGAUACGCGCGAGGCAGGCGAGCGCGGCCCGGCACGUGGUGGUCGUGGUGCUGGGCGACGUGGGCCGAAGUCCUCGCAUGCAGUACCACGCACUGUCGUUGGCCAAGAGCGGCUUCUCGGUGACGCUGCUGGGGUUCUGCCACUCUAAACCUCGAGAUGAACUCUUGCAGAGUGAUAGGAUUCAGAUAGUGGAGUUGACAGAGUUGCAGAGUCUGGGAGCUGGGCCCCGAGUUCUCCAAUAUGGAGUCAAAGUUGUGUUUCAGGCAGUGUACUUACUGUGGAAGCUGAUGUGCACAGACCCUGCAGCCUACAUCUUCCUCCAGAACCCCCCUGGCCUGCCUGCCAUUGCUGUCUGCUGGUUUGUGGGCUGCCUUUGUAGGAGCAAACUGGUCAUCGACUGGCACAACUAUGGCUACUCCAUCAUGGGCCUGGUGCACGGCCCCCAGCACCCCAUUGUGCUGCUCGCUGAGUGGUAUGAGAGGUUCUUUGGGCGCCUGUCCCACCUGAACCUGUGUGUGACCGAUGCGAUGCGGGAAGAUCUGGCAGAGAACUGGCGUGUCAGGGCUGUGACUCUCUAUGACAAGCCAGCAUCUUUCUUUAAGGAGACACCUGUGGACUUGCAGCACAAGCUCUUCAUGAAGCUGGGCCACAUGUACCCUCCUUUCCGGAGCUGUCAAGAGCCCUCAGAUGGGACCACAGAGAGGUCAGCCUUCACUGAGAGGGACUCUCGGAGCGGGGCAGUGACGCAUCUGCAUGGGCGGCCAGCGCUGCUGGUGAGCAGCACGAGCUGGACAGAGGAUGAGGACUUCUCUAUCCUGCUGUGUGCAUUAGAAAAGUUUGAACAGCUGGCACUAAGUGGAGACAGCCUUCCCUCUCUAGUCUGUGUGAUAACAGGCAAAGGGCCCCUGAAGGAGCACUACAGUCAUCUCAUCAGCCAAAAGCACUUCCGGCACGUCCAGGUCUGCACCCCGUGGCUAGAGGCUGAGGACUACCCUCUGCUUCUAGGGUCAGCGGACCUGGGUGUCUGUCUGCACAUGUCCUCUAGUGGCCUGGACCUGCCCAUGAAGGUAGUGGACAUGUUUGGGUGCUGCUUGCCUGUGUGUGCUGUGAAUUUUAAGUGUCUGCAUGAGCUCGUGAGACAUGGAGAGAAUGGCCUGGUCUUCAAGGAUGCUGAGGAGCUGGCGGUUCAGCUGCAGAUGCUUUUCUCAAACUUUCCUGAUCCUGCUGGCAAGUUAAAUGAGUUCCGGAAGAACCUCCGGGAGUCGGAGCAGCUGCGAUGGGAUGAGAGCUGGCAAUGCACUGUGCUCCCUUUGGUAACCACCAAGUGAUCUGAGGGCCAGAGAUGAGAGCCCACCCCUCAGGGAGUUUUGGGGGUCCUGGCCCCAUUCAUCUCUGUGCACCCUUCCAGCCAGCACCUGCUGCUCUGACACCGUCCCUGUUUGGGCUUUUGUGCUCUCCCUGGUGGUCAGAGCCCCGAAGGACAGCAGCAGGGAUGCCUGGGGGAUGACUUGGAAGCUGCUCCUCUGGGUCCCUGAGACUCUGAGAUGCUUUUCUUCUGUUUCAGUCUCUCACAUUCUUCCAGUUCUGGUUUGGUCGGGCUGCGCUGUGAGCUCUGGGGUAUCACACAUUAACUGGGCUCCGCUGAGUGAGGCCUGAGCCGUCAUACUUGAUACAUGUUUCUAUUUGCACAAAAGAAAUGCUUGCCUUUGAGCCCUGUCCACUCCUGAUGAGCUGCUGAGGAUGGGCACACUCUCAUUCUGUGCUUAUUACAAGUCUGUGAUUUAUUAUUUGGAAUGUAACAUUCCUUGGACAUUUGUGCCCAGUAAAAGCUAUAUCGGCUC
This is a messenger RNA of Nannospalax galili (Upper Galilee mountains blind mole rat), 1948 nucleotides long. It is a transcript of the gene Alg1, whose product is annotated as ALG1 chitobiosyldiphosphodolichol beta-mannosyltransferase. Gene Ontology annotation, cellular component: endoplasmic reticulum. Gene Ontology annotation, molecular function: mannosyltransferase activity. Bases 23 to 1435 code for a protein of 470 amino acids. The record is from RefSeq and is a predicted model, not a curated record. Lineage: Eukaryota; Metazoa; Chordata; Mammalia; Rodentia; Spalacidae. The transcript is spliced from 13 exons.